This is a messenger RNA of Anneissia japonica, 2275 nucleotides long. RefSeq names its product protein arginine N-methyltransferase 2-like. The transcript is spliced from 12 exons. Gene Ontology annotation, biological process: peptidyl-arginine methylation. NCBI's taxonomy places the organism in Eukaryota, Metazoa, Echinodermata, Crinoidea, Comatulida, Comatulidae. Gene Ontology annotation, cellular component: nucleus. The record is from RefSeq and is a predicted model, not a curated record. The coding region runs from base 160 to 1671 and encodes 503 amino acids. Gene Ontology annotation, molecular function: protein binding; protein-arginine N-methyltransferase activity.
CUAGCUCAGCUGUUUUCAUUUCACAUAGGGUUUGAAGAGCUGGAGCGGGCUGUGGCUCAUCAGGCUCGGCACAAGGGAAUUCGGCACAAGACCCAUCAACGAAGUACAGUACCUAGGCUAGGUAGGCUAGAUCAAUAUUAUGACGAUUAAUGUCAAUAAAUGAUGUCUGAAAAUGCUCAGGAGGAGGAUAUCCUGGACGUGCGCAGUGGAGAUGGAGAAAGAAGUUCUAAUGCCUGUUUAGAAGACCAGAAUGGCCUCUGUAGUAGUAGUGCAUUUCAGAGCAGUUCGAGUGAUGCAAGUAGCAGUAGCAUCAGCAGUGUAAUAAGCAGUAGUAGCAAUAUUGAAGACCUUGAUAAUGAUUGUGCCUUCUUUAGAUUCAGAGAAAAACAUGGUGCUAAUAAUAUAACUGAAAAUAAUUCACUGGAAAAAGAGCACAGCUGUGGGUUGGAAGAAGAAUCGAAGGGUGAUGAAAUAAUUGAGUUGGUCACAGCAUUCUCCGAUUUCAGAACCGACAAUGAGCACCAGCUCCAACUUACAAAAGGGGACAAAGUGAAAGUACUAAAUAAGACCAACUCUGAUUGGUGGUGGGCUGAAUUGAAUGGGCAGUCAGGCUACGUUCCAGCCAGUUACUUGCUCUCUAGCUCCACAGUUAGUGAAAAAUGGCAGGAUGAUGAAUAUUUUGAUAGUUAUGCAAACUUGAAACUACACCAUGAGAUGUUGGAUGAUUUUGCUAGGACCAGUGCAUAUCAAGCAGCUGUGGAGAACAACUCUAAUUGGUUAAAAGACAAAGUGGUCCUAGACAUUGGCUGUGGAACUGGAAUUUUAAGUAUGUUUUGUGCUAAACAAGGAGGUGCUGCUAAGGUUUAUGGUGUAGAAGCAAGUGAUAUGGCUUCCUAUGCUAGUCAACUUGUUCAACACAACAAUCUUCAGGACCGUAUCACCAUUAUUCAUGGCAAAUUAGAAGAAAUUGAACUACCAGAACAAGUUGAUCUUAUUGUGUCCGAGUGGAUGGGUACACUCUUGAUUUUUGAAUUGAUGAUUGAGUCUGUGAUAGUGGCCCGCGACAAGUGGCUUCUUGCGCAUGGUGUUAUGUGGCCGUCUAACGCAAAGCUUUUUCUUGUGCCAUGCAAGGCGAAUGUAGCAUACAAAAAUAAAAUAGAUUUUUGGCGUUUUGUAUAUGGAUUUGAUUUCACACCUUUAAUACCAGUUGCUAAGGAUCAAUUCUUUGGCCGACCAAUAUUCAAUCACUUAAUUCAUAGUGAUGAUCUUCUAGCAGAGGCAGAAACUAUACUUGAAUUUGACAUGAAUAAGGUCAAAGUUCAUGACCUUGAGGAGAAUAAGUGCAAUUUCAGAUUUGUUGUCAAAAAAUCGGGCACAUUUCACGGAUUUGGAUCAUGGUUUUCUGUUGGCUUCAGUCCCCAAGACAAUGAAGCACAAGAUAUUGUACUAGACACAGGUCCAGAUAAGCCAACAACUCACUGGAAACAAGAUAUGUUCAUGAUGGACGACCCAUGCAAAGUUCAAGAAGGCGAUACAAUUGAGGGCGCUGUGACAAUUACUAGGAAUCCAGACUGGAGGAGACACCUUAGAGUUACUUUCUCUUUCACAAUUCAUUUCAAAGUUUCAGGGUUCCAACAGGGAUAUGAAAAACUGUUUUUGCUGUGGCGUUGAAAACAGAUGUGAUCUUCCAUGGUGCCUUAUACUAUACAAUAGUAUUGUAAUGUGUGUACUAUGGUAAUUGUGAUAGUGGUGAUGAAGAUGGAGAUGUUUUUGAAGAUGAUGGUGAUGCUAAUAUAGGCAGUGUUGAUACAGAUGAUGGUGAUAGCGAUGGCGAUGAUAAGGAAGAUUAAGACCGUGAUGUUGCAACUGGGAACUGCUGCACAAAAUGCGCCUUUUCAAAUAUUUACAAUAUUUACACUACUACACAGAGCAUUACUUUUUUUGUAAGAAGAGGCUCCAUAUAUAAUUCUAUUUUUAUCUAUAGAUACAUAUAUAGAUAUACUUUUUAGCAUAUAUUGUAUAGUGAGUAAAGAUAAACCAUUAACUUUCCAUUGGAAUGGAGGAGGAUGUAUAUAGUGGAUAUUACAUUGUUUAUAUUGGGGUUAUGAAGACAUAGGGCAUAACAUUUCUGAUUGUAAUGUGUGUACUAUGGUGAUUGUGAUGAUGAUGAUGAUGGUGAUGUUUUUUAAGAUGAUGAUGGUGAUGGUAAUAUGGGCAAUGUUGGUGAUACAGAUGAUGAUGAUGGUUAAUCAGUGGCGUAUCUAGAAGUCUUGAA